Drosophila erecta is the source of this 2834-nucleotide messenger RNA. RefSeq names its product rabphilin-3A (gene Rph). Gene Ontology annotation, cellular component: membrane. NCBI's taxonomy places the organism in Eukaryota, Metazoa, Arthropoda, Insecta, Diptera, Drosophilidae. The transcript has 5 exons. Gene Ontology annotation, biological process: intracellular protein transport. Gene Ontology annotation, molecular function: small GTPase binding. The record is from RefSeq and is a predicted model, not a curated record. Bases 191 to 2107 code for a protein of 638 amino acids.
ACACCAGCUGCUCACGCACUCGGACGUGUUUUCGCAUCCGUUUUCGCAGCCGAUUCGCAACGCUCCGCAGCUCGGUGCCGCCAACAACAGUUGGGCCUCCAAAGCGAGCAACACAAACAAGUGGCCAGCGGACUGGAGUUUCGGCGGGCCGGAGCCUCGAUAUACGAAUAUAAUGUGACAAGAGGACAAGAUGGACUUCCAGAAUCGCAACAAUACGGCCAACAAGUUUGUCUGCCCCAGCGACAGGCAACUGGCCCUGCGUGCCAAAUUGAAAGCUGGCUGGAGCAGUUCCAAGACCAGUGAGCCGCUGCGCCCCGAGGAGCAGGAGGCCAUCAUCUCGGUGAUCCGGCGCAACGAGGAGAUCGAGGUGGCCGAGCGGCAGCGGGUUGGCCGCCUGGUGGAGCGGGUCGAGAAGAUCAAGCAGCAUGCCGUGGAGCGGGGACCCAACUGCUGUCGCCUGUGCGGCGACGCCUUCGGCAUCCUGCGACCGCAGCGCAUCCUGUGCGAGGACUGCCGCCAGUCGGUGUGCGCCAAGUGCAGCGUGGACAUCAACAUCCGCUACCACACCAGCGAGCGCUCACGCGAGAUCUGGCUGUGCCGCAUCUGCUCCGAGACGCGCGAGAUGUGGAAGAAGUCCGGCGCGUGGUUCUUCAAGGGUCUGCCCAAGUACGACAUGCCGCGCAGCGCCAGUGCCACGCCCAUUCCCACCCCGGCGCCCGGAUCCAUGGCAGGCGACACGCGGGCCGUUCAAAGCUGUCAUGCGACGCCAACACGACCGGCGCGGGUGAAGAAGCUAACGAUCCGGGUGAACGACAGCAGCUCCAGCAGCAGUGGCCAUUCGGAGCCGGAGGACGAGGUGGACACCGGCGUAGGAGUAGGCGUCAGCGGCGGCGGUGGGGGCAUGGCCAAGGGCAUAACCUCCGCCCGUUUGCAGCGGGAGGAUAGCUUCCGGCUGAGGGCCUACGGCUCCAUACGCAGCUUCAUCGACGGCAGCGAACGGAAGCUGUCUAACUCCUUCUUCUUUAGCCGCCAGCAAAGUCAACGGCCGUCGGAGUGCCCGGAAUACGACAGCGUCAGCAUGUCGAAGCUGAGGCGGGAGAGCAGCUUCCUGCGGCGCGGCUCCGUCAGCUCGUCCUGGUCGAUCAGCGACAGUUCCGGCUCCGGAUCCAACAACUCCGGCAACUCACAAUCGCAGUCGCACUACCAGCAGCACCAGCAACAGCUCCAGCAGCACUGCCGGGACCCCCUGCUCGGCUGGCUGGAGAUUGCCAUCAGCUAUCGGGAGGCCUUCCACAGCCUCGACUGCACCAUGGUGCGGGCCAGGGAUCUGCCCGCCAUGGAUGCGGCCGGAUUGACGGACCCGUACUGCAAGCUCAACAUCAUCACGCCGGAGGCGCACACCAAGUACACGCGAUGGCAGCGCACAAAGACGGUGCACAAGACCCGCAAUCCGGAGUUCAACGAAACGCUGCAGUUCGUCGGCGUGGAGCCCGAGGAGCUGGGUAACUCGCUGAUUUACGUGGCUCUCUUCGACGACGACAAGUACGGCCACGACUUUCUCGGUGCGGCCAAGGUCUGCCUUUCCACGGUGCACAGCACUUCGCAGUACCGGAUAUCGGUGCCACUCGGCGUGGAGGACCAGUACAGCAACGCGGCGGAAAUGGCCCAGAACUGGCCCAAUGGCAAGAUGCUCCUCUCGCUCUGCUACAACACCAAACGCAGGGCGCUGGUGGUGAACGUGAAGCAGUGCAUCAACCUGAUGGCCAUGGAUAACAACGGCAGCUCCGAUCCCUUCGUCAAGAUCCAACUCAAACCGGAUGCGCACAAGAACAAGAAGCACAAGACCAGCGUCAAGUGGCGCACGCUCAAUCCCAUCUACAACGAGGAGUUCUACUUCGAGGCGAGUCCCCACGACCUCAACAAGGAGAUGCUCAUCCUGACCGUCUGGGACAAGGAUCUCGGCAAGAGCAACGACUUCCUGGGCAGCCUGCAACUGGGCGCCCAAAGCAAGGGCGAACGCCUCCAGCAGUGGCUCGACUGCAUCCGAUUGCCCGAUCACUUCCACGAGAAAUGGCAUUGCCUCGCCCCCGACAAUCCCGCCCACUGAGUAGCCCCAUCGGAUCCCAAUUGGAUCCGACCCAGUCCAUGCGAUUCGAACUUAUCUGUACCGAUAUGGAUGUUUUCCUAUAGGACACAUUUUUGCGAACUGAUUUCUCAGCCAAGUUAUGAAAAUACGAACAACAUCUUUUGCGUCAAGUAGUUCAAGAAUAACUCAAUGCUAGCUUUUUUCUUUCCAUAACUUUUUUAGCCUCAAAUUUACUUAAUUGAAUGUUGAAUACCUUAGUAUUUUAAAGAUAUUAACUGCAUGCUUUGCUAGAACGAAUCACCACUAAUUGGAACUCAAGGUUCAGCGUGAAAAGGACGAUUUGUGUGGGACUGAGCAGAGAAAUCAGGUCGUGAAAAUGAGGCUUUAGCUCCAAAUAUAUACACAUAUACAUAUACAUAUAUACUAACAUAUACAUACAUAUAUUUUUGAUAAGCCUGAAUGGGUGUGAGUAAGCAAGAACAAGCUAAAGAGCGCGAGAAAUAUUGUGUGUGGUGUGUUUGAGUGACUGCUUUCGAAAAAUCUCGUACGUAACCCCAAUUUUCUAUGUCUAUACUUUGGCUCUUAUCGGCAUUUUUGUAUACUGUAUAUAGCUUGUUUAAGUGUCCUUACCAAGGGUUAACCAACAUCAAAAUCUUUUCGAUUCAUUGCUAAAUUCAAUCUUUAAUCAAACGUAUACUUACAUAUGUACUUCAAUAUAUCGAAAUAUAUGCAUAUAUAUUCUAAAAAG